AUUUUUGAUUUUAUCUUCACUUUUACCAUCCUUUUUCUCGGGAAGAAACUUGUUCCGGAAAGAGCUGCUGGUAAACCGCAGCCCAUCCUCAUGGUACCAUUAGCACUAGCAGCCUCUCUAUCGUGGCUAGAGUUCGGUCAACUCGAGUUCUCCAAUAUCUCACUUUUUUGCGCACCGCUUCUAGCAAUUGCUAGAGCAACAUCACUUCUGACUAUGCAAAAGGCAUAUAUUAGCUGCAGUGAGGAUAACUCUGCAGCACAUCUGGAACAAUUUUGCUUGUACUACGCAGGUCUUACAAGUCUAGCACUAUUCGUGCCAGCUUUAUUCUCCUAUUCAAUGUCUCACGUGGAGGUAGAAGCUAGCUGGGAGUCCAUUGACUAUGUUAGUCCUUACUAA
This is a messenger RNA of Strongylus vulgaris, 396 nucleotides long. NCBI's taxonomy places the organism in Eukaryota, Metazoa, Nematoda, Chromadorea, Rhabditida, Strongylidae. The record is from the annotation of a GenBank genome assembly.